CUCGAUGUCCCCUCGCUGUCCCCUCGCUGUCCCCAGCCCGCACCCCCCGUGACGCCGCCCGGGUGCCGCAGCUGCUGCAGCAGCGCCAGAAGGAGCGGAGAGAGCGGCGGGAGAGCUUCCAGUGGGCUCCCUACGCCCCGGGCUGGCCCUGGUGUCUCCGGGCGCUGCCCCCGUCCCUGUGCCCUUGGCCACGCCCACCCGACACGCCCCCGGCCAUGACGUCACCGCCCGCGUCCCCGGUGAUGACAUCAGAGGGGCAGACGAUGACGUCACAGGAGUCGACGACGGCAUCACGCGAGCAGACGAUGACGUCAGAAGGGCGGUCGAUGACGUCAGAGGGGCCGUCGAUGACGUCACAGGCCCCGCCCCCCGAGCUGUCGCCCACCCUGAGCUUCCCCCUGGGGCACCGCGCCCAGCUGGCCGCGCGCGCCGCCGCCGCGCAGAUCCGGAUCCGGCUCCGGGGGCUCCGUUCCGGGGGUUCCUGGCGCAGCCUCGGGGACGUUCGGGCGGCGCUCGAGGGUCCCGGGACCCCCAUCAGCGAGUACGUGGUGCGGCACUGGCAGGAGGACGCGUUUUUCGGGGAGCAGUUCCUGAGCGGGGUGAACCCCGUCCUGCUGCGCCGCUGCCGCCGCCUGCCGCCCAACCUCCCGCUCAGCGAGGCCCUGGUGGCCCCGAGCCUGGGCCCGGGGACGUCCCUGCAGCGGGAGAUGGAGGCCGGGCGCCUGUUCCUGGCCGACUACGCGCUGCUGGAGGGGCUCCCCACGGGCUCCCUCGGGGGCCGCCCCCAGUUCGUGGCCGCCCCCCUGUGCCUGCUCUGGCUCGACCCCCGCGGCCGCCUGCUGCCCGUGGCCAUCCAGCUGUCGCAGCGCCCCGGGCCGGGGUCCCCGAUCUUCGUCCCGGGGGGCGGGGGCUGGGCGCUGGCCAAGCUGUGGGUGCGGGGCGCGCACUUCGUGCUGCACGAGAUGGUGACACACCUGCUGCACGGCCACUUCCUGGCCGAGGCCUUCGCCGUGGCCACCCAGCGCCUGCCCGCCGCCCACCCCGUGCACCAGCUGCUCCUCCCCCACCUGCGUUUCACCUUCCACAUCAACAUCCUGGCGCGGGAGACGCUGCUGAGCCCCGGCGGCAUCAUCGACCAGGCCACCUCGGUGGGCCGGGAGGGGACGCUGGCGCUGGUGGCCCGGGGCACGGCGGCGCUGACGUUCGGCGAGCUCUGUGUCCCCGACGACGUGGCCGCGCGCGGCGUUGGGGACAUCCCCGGGUACCACUACAGGGACGACGCGCUGGACAUCUGGGGGGCCAUCCACAGCUACGUGGAGGGCAUCGUGGCGCUCUUCUACGCCGAGGACGCCGAGGUGGCCGAGGAUGAGGAGCUGCAGGAGUGGGUGGGCGAGAUCUUCACCUACGGCGUCCUCGGCAACGAGAAGAGCGGGUUCCCGUCCAAGCUCUGCGGCCGCCCCGAGCUGGUCAAGUUCCUGACCAUGAUCAUCUUCUGCUGCUCCGCCCGGCACGCGGCCGUCAACAGCGGCCAGUACGACUACGCGGCCUGGAUGCCCAACACGCCGGGCUCGCUGCAGCGCCCCCCGCCCGCCAGCGCGGCCGAGGCCAGCGAGGAGCUGCUGGUGGCCACGCUGCCGUCCCCGGAGGCCACCGGGGCCCUGCUGGCCCUGCUCAGCGUGGUCAGCUACGAGGGCGGCCCGCCGCGUCCCCUGGGGUCCCGCUGCCAGGACCUGCUGGCCGGGCCGGGCCCUCGGCGCCUCCUGGCCGCGUUCCGGGCGCGCCUGGCCGCGAUCUCGGAGCGGAUCCGGGCCCGGAACGCCGAGCUGGCCCUGCCCUACCCCUACCUGGAGCCCAGCUGCGUGCAGGAGAGCAUCUCCAUCUGAUGGCACCUGGGCCACCUGGGCCACCUGGGCCACCUGUGUGACCACCUG
Haemorhous mexicanus (house finch) is the source of this 1931-nucleotide messenger RNA. Its product is annotated as polyunsaturated fatty acid lipoxygenase ALOX15B-like. The record is from RefSeq and is a predicted model, not a curated record. Lineage: Eukaryota; Metazoa; Chordata; Aves; Passeriformes; Fringillidae. Gene Ontology annotation, molecular function: oxidoreductase activity, acting on single donors with incorporation of molecular oxygen, incorporation of two atoms of oxygen; iron ion binding. Gene Ontology annotation, biological process: lipid oxidation; linoleic acid metabolic process.